This is a messenger RNA of Pochonia chlamydosporia 170, 321 nucleotides long. Its product is annotated as ribosomal protein S27/S33, mitochondrial. The record is from RefSeq and is a predicted model, not a curated record. The coding region runs from base 1 to 321 and encodes 106 amino acids. Gene Ontology annotation, cellular component: mitochondrion. NCBI's taxonomy places the organism in Eukaryota, Fungi, Ascomycota, Sordariomycetes, Hypocreales, Clavicipitaceae. The transcript has 4 exons.
AUGAGUGUGCCACGAGCUAGGUUAUUGGACUUGAUGAAGGCGCAAUGCCAAGUCUUCGCCACGACAUAUAACCCCGACGGCGUGCGCAUGGGCAACAAAGUCUUGCGCCAGCGAUUAAAAGGCCCGGCCGUUGCGGCAUACUACCCGAGAAAAGUCGCUACGAUUAAGGAUGUGAAACGGGAGUUUGGACCAGUUCUAGCAACGUGGGAUGAUGCCGAAGAAGAUCGAUUCGAAUACAUUGAAGAGUUGAAGCAACGCGGAAAGAGCGCGCCGAAGAAGAAAAACGGCCCCCCAACCGAGAAACCAGGCAGGAGACGAUAA